UCACAUUUCUUUCCGCCGAAGUCUCCGUAGAGCCCAAAUUCUCCGUUCCGUUUCGCCGAGAAAAUCCUUCGCUUAUCACGAAGCUCUCAGCUCCGUCGAUCAAAUUGUUCAAUCUCGGAACCGCCAUGGAUUCCUCAGAGCAUCCUUGACCUUUAUCAAUCAAUCAGUCGCAUUCAUCCAGCUCGUUUCCCGGCGAAGUUUGAUCGGAGAACCUGAUUCGGUCACGUUCCUCGGACCGCCGCAGCCAUGGCGACCGCGAAGCCCCAGAGGUCCCCACAAGAAGUCGAGGACAUAAUCCUUCGGAAGAUAUUCCUCGUAACCCUAAACGAUUCAGCCGAGACGGACUCGAGGACCGUCUAUCUGGAGCUCACAGCUGCGGAGCUUCUCAGCGAGGGCAAGGACUUGAGGCUGUCCCGCGACCUGGUGGAGCGGGUACUGAUUGAUCGCCUCUCUGGAGGCUUCCAAUCCGCUGAGCCUCCUUUCCAGUACCUGAUUGGCUGCUACCGCCGUGCGUACGAUGAAGGUAAGAAGAUGACAUCCAUGAAAGAUAAGAACUUGAGAUCGGAGAUGGAGCUUGUCGUCAAACAAGCUAAGAAGUUAAUUGUUUCGUACUGUCGCAUCCAUCUGGCGAAUCCGGAGCUCUUUGGAAGUUCCAGCCCUAGUGAUUCUACUAGAAAAUCGAAUGUUUCGCCGCUUUUGCCCUAUGUUUUCGGUGAAGUGGCUAGCACAAUUGACGCCUUUGGAGGGGCUGGGACUAGUGAAGGUGUCAAGCCACCUCCGGGGUUCGUGGACGAGUUCUUUCGGGAUUCCGAUUUCGACAGCUUGGACCCGGUAUUGAAGCAACUGUACGAGGACUUGAGAGGGAGUGUGCUUAAGGUGUCUGCUUUGGGUAACUUUCAGCAGCCACUCAGGGCAUUGAUGCUCUUAGUGAGUUUCCCGGUUGGCGCAAAGUCUUUAGUGAAUCACCCUUGGUGGAUACCCAAAGGUGCUUACUUGAAUGGGCGUGUUAUCGAGAUGACCAGCAUUCUGGGCCCUUUUUUCCAUGUCAGUGCGCUACCUGAUCAUACCAUAUUCAAAAGCCAACCUGAUGUAGGACAACAGUGUUUCUCUGAAGCUUCAACUCGUAGGCCGGCAGAUCUCUUAUCUUCAUUUACUACAAUCAAGACCGUUAUGAAUAAUUUGUAUGAUGGGCUGUCUGAGGUUCUUCUUGCUCUUCUAAAAAACACUGAAACUCGUGAGAAUGUACUUGAGUAUCUCGCAGAAGUAAUCAACAAGAAUGCCUCCAGGGCUCAUAUCCAGGUUGACCCUCUAUCCUGUGCGAGUUCAGGAAUGUUUGUGAAUCUCAGUGCUGUCAUGCUUCGACUUUGUGAGCCAUUUUUAGAUGCAAAUUUGACAAAAAGGGACAAAAUUGAUCCAAAAUAUGUAUUUUACAGCGAUCGCUUGGAUUUGAGACCAUUGACUGCUCUGCACGCAUCAUCGGAAGAAGUGGUUGAAUGGAUUAAUAGAGAAGAUCCUGGGAAGAACAAAAGUACUGGUCAAAAUAAUGAGGGUGAAAAUCGCUUGUUACAAUCUCAACAAGCGAGCAGUUCCGGCAGUGGACAAUUAAGUAAUGUUGGAAAGCCAAAAUAUCCCUUUAUCUGUGAAUGCUUCUUUAUGACGGCAAGGGUCCUCAACCUGGGUCUUUUGAAAGCAUUUUCUGACUUCAAGCAUCUAGUUCAGGACAUCUCCAGAUGUGAGGACGCUUUAUCUACCUUUAAAGCCUUGCAAGGGCAAUCACCUUCUCCACAAUUGGAUUCGGAAAUUUCUCGCCUAGAAAAGGAAAUAGAGCUAUAUUCUCAAGAGAAACUUUGUUCCGAGGCUCAGAUACUGAGGGAUGGAGAACUCAUUCAACGAGCACUGUCUUUCUACCGGUUAAUGGUGGUUUGGCUGGUUGGGAUGGUUGGCGGAUUCAAGAUGCCACUGCUGUCAGAUUGUCCAAUGGAAUUCGCAUGCAUGCCGGAACAUUUUAUUGAAGAUGCCAUGGAGCUGCUGAUCUUUGCUUCACGCAUUCCAAAAGCUCUGGAUGGAGUUAUGCUGGACGAUUUUAUGAAUUUUAUAAUCAUGUUCAUGGCAAGUCCACAAUACAUCAGAAACCCUUACCUUAGGGCAAAGAUGGUUGAAGUCCUGAAUUGUUGGAUUCCUCGUAGAAGUGGUUCAUCUAUAACAGCUUCUCUAUUUGAGGGACACCAACUUUCUCUUGAAUACCUCGUGAGGAAUCUUUUGAAGCUUUAUGUGGAUAUUGAGUUUACUGGUUCUCAUACUCAGUUUUAUGACAAGUUCAGCAUUCGGCAUAAUAUAGCGGAGCUUCUUGAGUACCUGUGGCAAGUUCCCAGUCACCGGAAUGCUUGGAGACAGAUCGCAAAGGAAGAGGAAAAGGGCGUUUAUCUUAAUUUCCUGAAUUUCCUGAUAAAUGAUAGCAUCUUCCUUCUUGAUGAAAGUCUCAACAGAAUUCUUGAACUAAAAAAGCUGGAAGCAGAGAUGGCUAACACAGUAGAAUGGGAAAGAAGACCAGCACAGGAGAGGCAAGAGAGAACUCGAUUAUUCCACUCUCAAGAAAAUCUCAUCCGGAUGGAUAUGAAAUUAGCAAAUGAAGAUGUGAGCAUGCUGGCAUUCACUUCAGAGCAAAUAACUGUCCCUUUUCUGCUUCCUGAGAUGGUUGAAAGAGUGGCCAGCAUGCUUAAUUAUUUCCUGUUGCAACUUGUGGGUCCGCAAAGGAAAUCUCUUAGUCUGAAAGAUCCAGAGAAGUAUGAAUUUCGUCCAAAAGAGUUACUUAAGCAGAUUGUUCGCGUAUAUGUUCAUCUAGCUCGGGGCGAUGCAGAAAAUAUCUUCCCAGCAGCGAUCUCCAGAGAUGGUCGAUCAUAUAAUGAGCAGUUGUUUGGUGCUGCAGCAGAUGUUCUUCGAAGAAUCGGAGAAGAUGGGAGGGUUAUACAAGAAUUCUUAGAUCUUGGUGCGAAAGCUAAAGUGGCGGCUACUGAGGCCAUGGACACUGAAGAGACUCUCGGAGAGAUUCCAGAUGAAUUCCUUGACCCAAUUCAAUACACGUUAAUGAAGGAUCCAGUGAUAUUACCUUCGUCGAAAAUCACGGUGGACCGGCCAGUGAUUCAGAGGCAUCUUCUCAGUGAUAGUACUGACCCAUUCAACCGAUCCCACCUCGCUGUGGACAUGCUGAUCCCGAACACCGAAUUGAAGGCAAGAAUCGAAGAGUUUGUCAGGUCGAAGAAGCAUGGGGAAGGACUGCCAUUGCAAGCUGAGAAGGGGGUGAUUCAUACUAGCGGCGAUGAGAUGCUCAUUGAUUAGGGGUAGAAUCAGCCAGUGAAGCAUGCUGGCUGCUGUUGAGUGUGUCUUUUCCUCGGCAAACUUCAUUGCAAGUAGAUGGUCUAUUUAAUAUGAUGGUCUCAAUCGAUUUCUUUUCUAAAUUAUAUCAUGUUUUGGUUUUAUAUGUAUGUAUCAGAGAAUACUGAUUAAUUUUUACUCAAAAGACUGGGGG
Molecule: messenger RNA, 3526 nt
Organism: Punica granatum (pomegranate)
Lineage: Eukaryota; Viridiplantae; Streptophyta; Magnoliopsida; Myrtales; Lythraceae
Source: RefSeq, a predicted model, not a curated record